UCUCCAUCUCUAGCUAGCACCCGAUCAAGCAGCAGCAAGCCAAGCAAGAAGAAAGAAGCUCGAAUCAGCAACAAGAAUGGCAGGAAUCGGCCGGAACAUGGUGUCCCCCUUGCUGGUCCUCAACCUCAUCAUGUACAUCAUCGUGAUCGGCCUCGCGAGCUGGAACCUCAACCACCACAUCAACGGCCUCAACCACCCGGGCGCCGUCGGCAACGGCGCCACCUUCUACUUCCUCGUCUUCGCCAUCCUCGCCGGCGUCGUCGGCGCAGCCUCCAAGCUCGCCGGCAUCCACCACGUCCGCUCGUGGCGCGGCGACAGCCUCGCCGCCACCGCGGGUUCCGCGCUCGUCGCGUGGGCCAUCACGGCGCUCGCGUUCGGGUUGGCGUGCAAGGAGAUCGGCAUCGGUGGGUACAGGGGAUGGCGCCUGCGCACCCUCGAGGCCUUCAUCAUCAUACUCACGUUCACGCAGCUGAUCUACGUCGCGAUGCUUCACACGGGGCUUUUCGGGAACCAGUUCUCUAACGGUGCCGGGUAUGGCGGGGAGCAUGGUGGCUAUGGCGAUCAUCACAACAAGGGGCCUGCCGGCAUGGGCACCGCUGCCGCCGCCAGAGUCUGAUCUCGUCUCAGAUCUCUCUCUCUUGCUUCAUCCAUCCCAUCCAUAUGUAUGGGAAGAUGGAUGAAUGAAUAACUGCUAGUACUAGUACUGCUAUGUAUAUGUAGAUGUACUGGAUGGAGCUAGUAUGUGUAUCUUGCACGCAUGUGUGAGUGUGUGUGUGUGUGUUUGCAUAGAUAGCAUGCAGAUAGAUGCAUGGUGUUUGGUUUUCUACACCGUGCAUGUGUUACGGCUGUCUUUUCUGUUUCUAGCUAAUUUUUGUUGUAAUCCGUCUCUGUUCAAUCUUUUUUUUCUCACUGCUA
Messenger RNA from Brachypodium distachyon (stiff brome), 915 nucleotides. RefSeq names its product membrane protein PM19L. The record is from RefSeq and is a predicted model, not a curated record. NCBI's taxonomy places the organism in Eukaryota, Viridiplantae, Streptophyta, Magnoliopsida, Poales, Poaceae. The transcript has a single exon. The coding region runs from base 77 to 616 and encodes 179 amino acids.